Molecule: messenger RNA, 1785 nt
Organism: Gracilinanus agilis (Agile Gracile Mouse Opossum)
Lineage: Eukaryota; Metazoa; Chordata; Mammalia; Didelphimorphia; Didelphidae
Product: dimethylaniline monooxygenase [N-oxide-forming] 2-like
Exons: 9
Coding region: 80-1678 (532 amino acids)
Molecular function (GO): NADP binding; N,N-dimethylaniline monooxygenase activity; flavin adenine dinucleotide binding
Source: RefSeq, a predicted model, not a curated record
CUGUCACUCGGCACUCUGGACAAAGGAGAGAGCAGCUCCUUCCAGCUAGAGCAAGGAAAGGAGAGGACCAGAGGAGACCAUGGCAAAGAAUGUGGCCGUCAUUGGAGCUGGGGUGAGUGGGCUGAUCUCUCUGAAGUGCUGCCUGGAUGAGGGACUUCAGCCUACUUGCUUUGAGAGGACUGAAGACAUAGGGGGGUUGUGGAGAUUCAAGGAGAAAGUGGAAGAAGGCCGUGCCAGUAUCUAUGAAUCUGUUAUCACCAAUACCUGUAAAGAAAUGUCCUGUUUCAGUGACUUCCCAAUGCCAGAUGAUUUCCCAAACUUCUUACCCAACUCCAAGCUCCUGGAAUAUUUCCGAAUUUUUGCCCAAAAGUUUGAUCUCCUGAAAUAUAUUCAAUUUCAGACCACUGUCCUCAAUGUAAAUAAACAUAAUGAUUUUUCUUCCACUGGCAAAUGGGAUGUUAUUACUGAGAAAAAUGGGAAGGAAGAGUCGACUACGUUUGAUGCAGUUAUGGUUUGCAGUGGUCAUCACAUCGUCUCCCACAUGCCCCUAACGUCAUUUCCAGGUAUAGAGAGGUUUAAAGGCCAGUAUUUCCAUAGUCGCCAAUACAAGAAUCCAAAUGGAUUUGAGAAAAAGAGAAUUCUGGUGAUUGGAUCUGGAAAUUCAGCCUCAGACAUUGCAGUUGAGCUGUGUAAAAAGGCUGAACAGGUGUUUAUGAGCUCCAGGCAUGGUUCAUGGGUCAUGAGCCGAAUUUCUGACAAUGGCUACCCUUGGGACAUGGUGUUCCACACCAGAUUCAAUACCAUGCUCAGAAAUACCCUCCCACCAAAGAUUGUGAAAUGGAUGAUGGAAACGCAGAUGAAUCGGUGGUUUAACCAUGAAAAUUAUGGUCUGGUACCUGAAAACAAGUACCUGAUGAAAGAGCCAGUGCUGAAUGAUGAUCUCCCUAGCCGAAUCCUCUAUGGAGCCAUCAAAGUAAAAUCCAAUGUCAAAGAGCUCACAGAGACCUCCGCCAUCUUUGAGGAUGGAAGUGUGGAGGACAUUGAUAUGAUUGUCUUUGCCACAGGAUAUCAGAUUUCUUUUCCCUUCCUGGAUGAGUCCAUUGUCAAAGUGGAACACAACCAGGUGAAACUGUACAAGUACAUCUUUCCCCCUGACCUGGAGAAACCAACUCUAGCAUUCAUUGGCCUCAUCCAGCCCCUAGGAUCCAUCUUCCCAACCUCUGAACUCCAAGCUCGCUGGGUAACAAGAGUUUUCAAAGGUCUUUGCACACUUCCCUCAGAGAGCACUAUGAUGGCAAGCAUUGAGACAAGAAGAGAAAAAAGACUUGAACUGUUUGGAAAGAGCCAGAGCCAAAGUUUGCAAACCAAUCACAUUGACUACUUGGAUGAACUCGCCACUGAGAUAGGGGCCAAACCUGACAUUAUCUCGCUCUUUAUGAAAGAUCCUAAACUGGCCCUGAAGAUUUACUUUGGGCCCUGCCAUCCAUAUCAAUAUCGCCUAGAUGGCCCUGGAAAGUGGAAGGGAGCCAGAAAUGCCAUCUUCACUGAGAAGCAAAGGCUUUUGAAGCCUCUGAAGACUCGCGUUGUAAAGGGUUCUUCCAUGACUUCUGUUGCUUCUUGGUUGAAAGUCCUGGGUCUUAUUGCUAUCGUGUUGGCCAUAUUUUUCAACAUUCAUUAAUUCUAUAUCCUAGUUAUGAUAGUUGGGAAAGGGAGAUUGCUGUAUAGAGUUUAAGUUCCUUGAGGGAAAGCACUAUUUUGUUUUUAUCUUUGUCACUCAAGUGCCUA